AAUAAAAAAAAAUAAACGAUUUUCCUGUCGCGCAGACGAAAAUUAAUUGGAAAAAAGCGAAAAAACGAAUUUUUACACAGAUUUAAGAUGUCAGGAACUCUCUCGCCCGGCGUUUACGGCUACGAAGACGAUCCAAUCGUGCAAAGUAGCGUCUAUACACACGACAUAAGCGAAAGAAUGCGCGUUCCAAAGAGAAUCAAAGCCACUGGCGAUUUUUACGACGAAAACGAGCUGCUGAGCAAUGGCAACGGCAUGCCAGCCUGGAAUUACCAAAAUAAAAUCGACAUGAAUGUCCCGGAUCGGAUUGUGGUGCUCGGUCAGGAUCAACAUUUGGUUCUCACAUCAGGCACAAAAUCGGCACCGCGCGAAAUUAUGUUCGAAAAUACGGUCUUGCCGAAGGACCCGGGCUUCAUUAGAGUCGCAACGCCACCCCGAAACAUAACCUUAUCGGAACACAGAUUCCCCGCAGCCGACGAUCCGGUGCAAUUUGACGUGGAAAACGACAUUGACGAGUACGAGCAACGGUCUGUGGAUUCCUUGGAGAGCGUUGGCAGACGCGGCGGCUACGGAACGCCCAUCAGAAGCAAGAAAUACAGCUCAGAAUUGAGAAUUAACCAUCGUGACGGAACACCACCUUUGAACUCGUCAAUUGAGAAUUUAACUCCGUCGGAGGAGGUUCUGCACUUGCGACGACAAGUCGCAAAGUUAAAUCGCCGGGUCCUGACCAUCGAACUCGAUAACAUCAACAGACAACAACGCGAAAAAGUCUUGUAUGCCGUUGGAAUGGCAUAUUUUUUGAUGAAAGCCUUCAUGUGGCUCAAUAGAAAAUAAUUUUUUUAGACAAAAUUCCUUAGAAAACCUCUCAGAAAUGUAUAAACAGGUGCUUGCAAAAUUUUUUAUUUGCAAAAAAAGUCAAAAAAUUUGAAAUUCAGUCGAAAUUUUGUUAAAAAUAUUUUAAAUCGGUGCUGUUAUGAUUCCACAAAGACAUUUUUGUCGCAUUUUUGAAUGUUAUUUUUUCAAAAAAAGAAGAGAAAUGUGAAAAAACAAGAAGAAAAAUAGGAAUA
Molecule: messenger RNA, 1064 nt
Organism: Culicoides brevitarsis
Lineage: Eukaryota; Metazoa; Arthropoda; Insecta; Diptera; Ceratopogonidae
Gene: Tango11
Product: transport and Golgi organization protein 11
Exons: 3
Coding region: 88-831 (247 amino acids)
Source: RefSeq, a predicted model, not a curated record